AUGCUUUUUCCAGGUAUCUCGAGGGAUUUGACUGACUGCUCUGAAUUUGGAAAUAGAUCCUGUCCUGAGAGCUUUAGGUCGCCAGGAGUACGAGGGGUAACAGGUCUAUUCGUAACAGCAGCCUGCAUUCUCACCAUCUUAGGGAAUCUGCCCAUAAUCGUUUCCACUUCGUAUUUCAAGCAGCUUCAUUCUCCAACCAAUUUCCUCAUCCUAUCCAUGGCCAUCACAGAUUUCCUUCUGGGCUUCGCCAUUAUGCCCUACAGCAUGGUGAGGUCUGUGGAGAAUUGCUGGUAUUUUGGGAUGACAUUCCGCAAAGUUCAUUACAGGUUCGACCUGAUGCUCUGCUUAAUUUCCGUUUCCCAUCUUUGUUCCAUUGCCGUGGAUCGGUUUUAUGCAAUCUGCCACCCUCUGCAUUAUGCCAGCACCAUGAGCUCAGAAGAUUAUGCUUCUGGAAUUGAGGGCUAUGAAAUGUUGGUUAAAUGCUCGAGCUUGUGCCCUAUUGUGUUCAACAAACUGAGGGGGGCCGUUUUAUUUACAGUUGGUUUAUUUGCUCCUGCUUGCAUUAUGAUAGGGGUUUAUGUUAAAAUUUUUACAGUCUCCCAAAGGCACACAUGUGAGUUGAGCCAGGCACACAGGCACACAAAAAGUGAUAAGAAAAAUGAGCUUUCUAAGAAUAAAGAUAGAAAAGCUGCCAAGACUUUGAGUAUAGUUAUGCUGGGUUUCUUAAUACGCUGGUUUCCUUAUUUUUUCGCAAUCUUAAUUGACCCAUUUUUAAAUUUCUCUACUCCUUUACCUUUGUUUGAUGCUCUAAACCGGCUUAAUUAUUUAAAUUCUUUCUGCAAUCCAUUCAUAUAUGGCUUUUUCUAUCUAUGGUUUUGGAAAACAUUUAAAUAUAUCUUAAAAGGCAAAAUAUUUAACCCAAGUUUUCGUACAAUAAAACUUGUAUCUGAAGAUCAGUCACAGUAA
Messenger RNA from Aptenodytes forsteri (emperor penguin), 966 nucleotides. RefSeq names its product trace amine-associated receptor 2-like. Gene Ontology annotation, cellular component: membrane. Lineage: Eukaryota; Metazoa; Chordata; Aves; Sphenisciformes; Spheniscidae. The record is from RefSeq and is a predicted model, not a curated record. Gene Ontology annotation, biological process: G protein-coupled receptor signaling pathway. Gene Ontology annotation, molecular function: trace-amine receptor activity.